Saprolegnia diclina VS20 is the source of this 2369-nucleotide messenger RNA. RefSeq lists its product as hypothetical. Bases 7 to 2295 code for a protein of 762 amino acids. The record is from RefSeq and is a predicted model, not a curated record. Gene Ontology annotation, molecular function: protein binding. The transcript has a single exon. Lineage: Eukaryota; Oomycota; Saprolegniomycetes; Saprolegniales; Saprolegniaceae.
CCAUCGAUGACCUCGCUCUUCCACCUCCUCGGCCAGCCCGAGAUCGCGUCCAUGGUGUUUGAGUUUCAGUUUGGCGUCUACGAAGACGUGCGCCCGGCCUUUCUCGCGUUUCACCGCCUCGUUGAGCUCGGCACCGGCGACUACGGGCCCGAGUACCACUGUGAAGUGACGUUCCACCGCGAGUUUGCCCCUGGCGCCAGGUGGACGUCGCCGUGGAGUGAAUCGAUCGAUACCUACGCCUGCAUGCUCGACAAGGUCACACGCGACGCCCGCUUUCCGCUGCACGUUGCAAUAUACGAAGGCUUUGACGACAUGGCCAAGCGCAUCUUGCAUUGCCGUCCGGAUCUCGCCUCGGAAGACGCGAUUCUGCUCGCUUUUAUGGAGAACCGCCUCGAGAUGGCCGAGUUCCUCCUCGACCAGCGUUUGGUGGUGCCUCAGCUGCAUCGACGUGUGAACGCGGUGGCGCCGCCACCACCUUUCGACUUGCAUGAAUCUUGGCCGACAGUCCUGGAGCGGCUCAUGGGCAACGAGAACCCAAAGGCGAUGCCUCUGCUCUUGCGCUUCAACCCACGCCCGGGUGUGUGGACAGCCAACAUGCUCUCUCUGGCGACGCGGCGUGGUCGCCUUGACAACAUUGUGUUUGCGAUCGACCACUUUGGGUGGUUUCAGCACCCCGAUCUUAUCAAAGACGUGGCGGCGUUCGGGGCGCUGAAUCUCGUGCGAACGCUACUGGAGCGCGGUUUGUUUUGCUCCACGGCAGUUCUGGACACGGCCGCAUUAUCUGGCUUUCUCGAGAUGGUCGAGUGCCUCCACGAAAACAGUCGUGGUGGCUGCACGACCGAUGCCAUGGACGCGGCCGCCCGCUGCGGCCAUCUCGACGUGGUUAGUUUUCUGCACGAGCACCGCACCGAAGGCUGCACAGUCGGCGCCAUGAACAAGGCGGCCCUGUACGGCCACAUUGCGAUCGUCGAGUUCUUGCACGUCAACCGCCGCGAAGGCUGUACGGUCGAAGCGAUGGACAAUGCGGCUCGGUUCGGUCGUUUCGAGGUCGUCCAGUUCCUCCACUUCCACCGGACCGAAGGCUGCACGACCAAAGCGCUCGACAAUGCCAUUUGCAACGGCCACCUCGACGUUGUCCGCUUCCUCGUGGAGCACCGAAGCGAGGGCGCUUCGCCCAACAUUAUGGAUAGAGCGGCCGCCCACGGCUCCCUCGACAUGGUCCAGUUCCUCCACUCUCUUGGCACGCUGGACUGCACCGUCGAUGCGGUCGACCGCGCUGUCGAUUUUGGCAACGAAGGCGUAGUGCAUUUCCUCUUGGCUCACCGACGCGAAGGCGGUAGUCGCGACAACGUCGUGCGCCUCGCGCUCCAGAACCGACACGUUUCGAUCGCCAAGCACUUGCUCUCGCUCGGCUACCCGUUCCCGUCACCGACGCCCCAUUUGUGGGACUUCGACAUGGCGACGAUUCAGUUCUUCGUGGCUCAUGGUGCGCCGUGGAGCACCGAGUGGAUGGACGUGGUGUGCGGACGACGGGACUUGGUGUUUGUCAAGUUUCUUCACGAGCACUCGACCGCGGGAUGCACCACGGACGCGCUCGAACGCGCGAUUCUGUCCGAGUCGUGGGACGUGGUCGACUUUCUUUUGGCCCACCGACGCGAAGGCGUCUCGGCCAAAGGCUUUGUGCACAUCCUCAACCGUCUACACAUGACGGCUGUGCUCAACACUCGACACGCUGAGGUUGUGGGCCGUCUCCUGCAGCGCCAGCCCGAGCUCCGCGACGACCCCGUGGUCCUCGAUGACCUCGUCCAUUUCGGGCUACCUGACGCACUGCAGUUUGCGCUUGCAGCGGGCUUUGCUCAGCCGAGAUCGGCUCUCAUCAAAUUUGCGGGGUGUCCAACGGUCGCCUCGAAUUGCAAGUUCGUGCUGCCGUACUGCAUGGACGCCAGUGGUCAUUUCGAGAACGUUAGCUUUCUUGUCGACCUCGUCGCGCUGCCCGACCGCUGGCGACCGACGAUGCUCGAUUUGGUAUCGCCCGAGCUCACGUACCAGAUGCAAAAGGCCAGACAGUGUGUCCAACGCGUCGACAAGCUUGUGGCGCACGAGACAGCGCUCUUGGCGCGGGGCGACGUUGUGGACGCGGCGUUGGCGUUGGCGUCUGGGCAUCUCUGGAGCUCGCACGCGACGGCUGAUGGCGCGCGUUUAGCUACGUGGGCAAGCCUGGUACAAGACGUGCCUCUCAAGGAGACGCUCACAAGUCUGCUGUCGCACAAGCGCAAGCGCACAACGCCGAUCUGAUACUCUCUGUCGCUAAGGAUCCAAUAGUUGCUCCAUUUUCCUUAAUAUCAUACGUGUUCCGAUGGUAUACUCGA